AUGACAACGGAUGUGGUUCACUUGAGGUUAAACAAAUAUGAAUGGAUUGAGAAUACGCUUGUAAAGGGUACUACACCUUUGCAGUCUAAUGACCUUGUUAAGGAGGUACUUAGCGGUGCUAUUUCAUGCUCUGAGAAAAAGGUUUAUCUUUGUGGUGGGUACGAUCCUCGAUCUGCUUGUUCUCUUUCACAAGUGGCUGAAUUUGAUUUUGCUACGAAACAAUGGUCAAAAGGUAUACCAUUACCUGAAAAAGUACGAGAUGCAGCAGCUAUUGCAUUUGGUGAUUAUUGUCUUGUUUUUGGAGGAUGGAAUGAUACGUCUUACUGCAAUAAUCUCUGGUUAUUUGGUCCCAAAAAUCAAGAUGCCUCUAUAGCUAAUAGUAAGGAGAGUGUUAGUUUCUCAUGGACGCUUGUGCGACCCAGUGACGUAUCCCCUUGUGCGCGUGUAUGCCAUUCUAUGGUAUUGGGUACGAUGGGUGGUGAAGAUGAAACUUCUCCGCAACCGGUGGUGUAUCUCUUUGGUGGCUUUGAUGGGGAACGUCGUUUGAAUGAUGUGUGGCGACUGCGACUUGAUCCUGUGCUGUCUGGUGGGAGUGCCGCUUGGGAGUUGGUGGAGGCGAAGAGCGGGACGCCGCCGUCGCCGCGUGACGAUGCGGCCGUUGCCUUUGACGCUGCGGGGGAGCGGCUGUUGGUGUUUGGCGGCUUCGCCUCGUCGCUGCGGAGUGAUCUGCACGUCUUGUCGCUGCGGGGCGGGGCGAACGGGUGGACGUGCGAGGCGUGCGUGGGGGUGCCGUCGCGGCGGCAGCGGUGCGUGGCGGCGGUGACCGGCGGUCAUCUCGUCGUGUGCCUCGGCGAGGACGAGCGGGGGGCGGUGGGGCAACUCCUGCAGGUCACCCUCACCGACCGGCGGUGGGCCCGACUCGCCCUCGAGCGCGACGAUCUCGCCGGUCGGCGGGGGGCCGUCGGGUGCGUCAGUGAGAAAGGCCGUCGCGUUGUGCUCUUUGGCGGCGGUGACCCACUGCACCAACACACCUCUCUUCUCGAACUCGAACUGGAUAAGGGAGAGGCAAGCACUGCACGGAAGCGAUAA
Messenger RNA from Trypanosoma theileri, 1089 nucleotides. RefSeq lists its product as uncharacterized. Lineage: Eukaryota; Euglenozoa; Kinetoplastea; Trypanosomatida; Trypanosomatidae. The record is from RefSeq and is a predicted model, not a curated record. The coding region runs from base 1 to 1089 and encodes 362 amino acids. The transcript has a single exon. Gene Ontology annotation, molecular function: protein binding.